CACUUCGAAAGUGGAGUUUGCUUUGCGAUUGCCUUGUGACUCCUCGAUGAUUCUUCCACAUCGCCUUCUGCCAAAAACUGAUGUCGGCGGCGACAUUCCGAGUGACGCAAAAUUGUUCGAAUGCUUUUCUGACAAGCUUUAUUCGUCCUUCUCCUGGCGCAAUUGGCGUUUCCUGCAUCCAGUCAUAAAAUGUACCUGCUCUAAGUUUGAAAACCCUCCCAAUAUUGAAACGCAAUAGAAUACAAUAUAUUACUAAACUAACAUGUCGCGCAUCUCCAGAAAUAUCUUUGCAUUCGCUGUCAUCUUUGCUUCUAGCGUACAAAAAGACGCCGCAGCCUUUUCUCCAACGGUAACAUCGACUCUGUCGUCCAAGCCAUCGAUACCCGCUAAAUCAAGUGCACAGCGUGCUGUCAGCAGCAGCCUCGCCGUAAGCAACUCUAUAAAUCUUUGUGAUGAUAGGGAUUACGUCCAAAUACUGGAAGACAAACUCAUUCACUUUUCCAAAAUUGACGAUGACGAUGUGAGAAGAAAUGAUUUCGAAGCGUUCGUGACGGGCCGGUUACAAGAAGAACUUGCGUUCACGAAUGCCGCCGCGAAGUCCACCGUCGAACGACUGAAGCUUAAAAGCUUGGACUUCGUCAAGGCAAUGGACAAGACUAUUUUGAAACUUGGUCAAUCGGCACAAGAUCAAGGUUGGGAAAGUCACGUCACGUCGGGGUUUCAACCGGUACCGAAGGGUGGAAAUGAUAUCUGGCCAUAUGUGGACAUGCUUAUUCAGUUCAAACUCUUGAUUUCAAACAUGGAACGAAUGUCUCACAAGAAACCAAUUGCUGCUAAAAGCAAUGGAUGCAAAUGCACGGGAUGCCCAGGUCUUAAUUCGUGCAAAGACGGGAAAAAUAAAAAGGAGAUGCCCAAUCUGUAGGAGGUUGUAGCAGCCGUACAACAAUAGAUAGCAUGCAAAUAA
Pseudo-nitzschia multistriata is the source of this 964-nucleotide messenger RNA. Lineage: Eukaryota; Bacillariophyta; Bacillariophyceae; Bacillariales; Bacillariaceae. The record is from the annotation of a GenBank genome assembly.